UCAAAAUUGUCACAUCAUUGUCAUCAGCGGACUGUCCUGAAAAUAAUUGAAUAAAUGAAUAUAGACGCAUAUAUUUGAGCUUAGUUUGCCGUAUUAACUUGAAUUAUUGAAUUAAAGAUUUGGAACCAAAAUACUAAAACUGCAGUUAAAUGGAGCCGAUAGACAUAGCCCGUCUGGAAGACGGUAUAAAUGUAUUUUAUCGCUCAACGACUCAAGAACAGGCGCAUCUGCAUGAAUGGUUGACAAGUUGCCAGUCCAGCAAAAUGGCAUGGCAAUUUUCUUGGCAGCUUAUGCAGCUGGGAAAGAGCCAGGAAGUACAAUUCUUUGGGGCGAUAACAUUACACUCUAAACUGAUGAAGUUUUGGAAUGAAGUGCCUGCGGAGAACCGGGAUGAGCUGAAGCAGAAGAUAUUGGAAGCUAUAAUACAGUUUGCGGGAGGCCCUAAGUUGGUCUUGAAUCGUUUAUGUAUAGCGUUAAGCGCAUACAUUGUUCAUAUGCUCAGCGAAUGGCCAAGUGCUAUUGAGGAUGUCAUCAAUACGUUCCAAAAUCAGCAAAUUCCAAAUGUCUCAAACGAGACACAAUUGUGGAUAAUGUUGGAGGUGUUGCAAGCAAUUCCCGAAGAGAUGCAAGCAAUUUACACUUCAGUCAAAAGGACAACACUUCGAGCUGAAGUGGCCAAAAGAACCCCACUGGUGGUAGAAACAACAGAAAGAUACCUACAAAUGCAACUUGAACGAGAAUGGGACGCAGAAACCUUUAAUAACAUGACCAGAGCUGUAAAGUGCAUUGGCACAUGGGUGAAGAAUAUAGGGUUUGCAAUUGAGAGUUGCGUCUCCAUUUCAGACAUUCUACUACAAAUUGUCAACAAAUGUUACUGGCCAUGUACUCAAGACCCAGAUGGCGACGGCUGCAUGUCUGCUGAUGAGAAUGAUUUGGCAGAGACUUGCCUGAAAACCCUUAUCAACAUCAUUAUUCAGCCUGAUUGUCAUUUAUAUCCAAAGACGGCUUUUAUUUUAAUUAAAAUGUUUCUGGACCAACUGUGUAAUAUAACGAAGAUGGAAUGGAAACCCAAUAAUAAUAAUGAGGACAUAGUCUCCUGUAUUUAUUCACUAUUUGUAUCGGCCGUUGAACGACAUUCUCAGCUUUUGUUAAGGGGAAUUACCAGUACUGAUGCUGAACUUGCAUCCUUAUACACACGCCUGGUGCAUGAAAUAUUGCAAUGUACUGACAAGCCUGGCAUAUAUCCCGUAGAGGAAUCAUGUAGCAGUAUGGCCUUGGGAUUCUGGUAUCUACUUCAAGAUGAAGUAUUUGCCAUGACAAAUGAAGAGGAAAGACUAAAAUGUUGGGAAUAUAUAAAACCACUAUACGCUCAUUUAACUCGGAUUUUAGUUAGAAAGUCUGAGCAGCCCGAUGAGAACUCGAUAGACAAAUGGACUUCUGAUGACCUAGAAAGCUUUCGAUGUUACCGUCAAGAUAUUUCAGAUACUUUUAUGUAUUGCUACGAUGUCUUACAUGAUCAUAUUCUGGACAUACUUUCUGCCGUGCUAGAUGAAACUAUUGCUCAGCUUAACACUAACCCAAAUCAAUGGACAAAAUUGGAAGCUUGCAUUUAUUCCUUCCAAUCGGUAGCAGAGCAUUUCGAUGGCGAGGAAACAAAACAAAUUCCCAAAUUUAUGCGAGUCCUAAACGAAAUCCCCUAUGAAAAGAUGAACGACAAGCUCCUUGGUACUGCAUUAGAGGCUGUUGGUUCUUAUUGCCAAUGGCUACGUGGAAAUCCAUCGUAUAUUCCUUCCGGAAUAGAACUUUUGGUGCGGGGCUUAAACUCUUCCAUGUCCGCGCAAGCCACACUGGGUUUAAAAGAACUGUGUCGUGAUUGUCAACUGCAAUUGAAGCCAUUUGCUGAACCGCUUCUAAGCGCUUGUAACACCACACUAUCUUCAGGACAAAUGAAAAACUCUGAUAGCGUACGUUUAAUGUUUAGUAUCGGGAAACUAAUGAGUUUGCUAACACCCGAGAAAAUACCAAACUAUUUAGAUAUUAUAGUCAGUCCUUGCUUUGAAGAAUUGUCAAACAUUUGCCAAAGUGGAGUUAAAACGCCACAAACACGUAUACGUACAAUAUUCCGUUUAAAUAUGGUUUCAACUUUAUUCUCUUCACUUAACACCGAUUUGGACGACGAUGAUCAAAUCGAAGAUCUCCAAAACGUACAACCGGUGUUGAUUGUAAUGCAAAAAACAAUGCCCAUUUUUAGACAGAUUGCUGAGUUGUGGAUAGAGGAACUGGAAGUGCUAGAGACCGCUUGUGGUGCUCUAAGGCAUGCCAUAGUAAAUCUAAAAAGUAGUUUUAAGCCUAUGCUACAAGAUCUAUGUUACUUCAUAGUUGCAAUUUUCCAAACGCGUUGUUGCGCACCAGCAUUGGAAAUAUCGAAAACGGCCAUUGUUUUAUUCUAUAAAGAUGACGAGUGCAAACAUUUAAUGCAACAGUUAACGAUAGAAUUUGUUUUGCAUAGUUUCAAAUUAUUUGAGUCAACACCCGAAAACGGAUUCUCCAACAUCGCUGAAACGAUAGAAAUGUUCUAUGCCUGUUUAAUGCAAAUAAUCAAGAAAAUACCUCAGUCAUUGGAUGACCCAUCCAUUGCAUACGACCGUCUCAUAUUCUAUUCACUUAAAGCAAUGACAUUGCCUGAAAAUGGUCCUAUUCGAACAAGUGUUCAGUUUUUGACACAUUUUGUAAUGCAAUCGCGAAAUUAUCCUCAAAUGACACAGGCAGUGCUAACAGCGGGCGAAGACAUACUACGAACUGCAAUUAUUUGUGUUGCGUAUGUUACGCCACGACAACAAGUGGAAAAAUUUGCGGAUAUUUUUCUUUUCAUAAAUAAAAAAUACCCAGCAGAAAUGUCAGUUUGGCUUAAAAAUAUUAUGCACACACCGAAUUUUCCAACACCUCUUGUUGAUGAAGCGGAAAAGUCGAAGUUUGUUACACAAGUGAUCAGGCAGAAAGUUAACAAGCGACUUUUGCAGCAGCAUCUCACAGAAUUUGCUACCAAAGCAAGGGGGUUGUCCGACAAAUUUCAGUAAAGUUGCCACACAAUUAUCUGCAUAAGGAUAAAUACAAAAAUAAGUGUUAACAGAUGUGUAUACAUAUAUCGUCCGUCCCAAAAUACAAGUUUCAUUAUGCAAAGCAAUGAGUUUUAAUACAAAAAAUAAAUAUGUAAUAUCUUAAAAGUUUUUUUUCAAAUACUUUGUUCCGCGACAUUCAUCCACAAUUUUUUUUUUAAUUAAAAUUAAAUGAGAAAUAAGAUUUUAACUAACGUUCUACCUAACCGAACGAAAGGUUAAGUUUUUUGUUUAUCGUCUCGAAAAAUGGGAUGGGCGAUAUAGUCCCCAAAUUUGUAUAAGUUGAAUCUGGAUUUUGUCUACCUUUUCGGAAAAUAAAUAUUAUUUCCUGAUUGCGAUUAAUUCAA
Messenger RNA from Stomoxys calcitrans (stable fly), 3463 nucleotides. RefSeq names its product importin-13 (gene cdm). Bases 150 to 3077 code for a protein of 975 amino acids. Gene Ontology annotation, cellular component: nuclear membrane; cytoplasm. Gene Ontology annotation, biological process: protein import into nucleus. Gene Ontology annotation, molecular function: small GTPase binding. The transcript is spliced from 12 exons. The record is from RefSeq and is a predicted model, not a curated record. NCBI's taxonomy places the organism in Eukaryota, Metazoa, Arthropoda, Insecta, Diptera, Muscidae.